This is a messenger RNA of Gambusia affinis (western mosquitofish), 4602 nucleotides long. Its product is annotated as SWI/SNF-related matrix-associated actin-dependent regulator of chromatin subfamily E member 1-like. The coding region runs from base 2333 to 3619 and encodes 428 amino acids. Lineage: Eukaryota; Metazoa; Chordata; Actinopteri; Cyprinodontiformes; Poeciliidae. Gene Ontology annotation, cellular component: SWI/SNF complex. The record is from RefSeq and is a predicted model, not a curated record. Gene Ontology annotation, biological process: negative regulation of DNA-templated transcription. The transcript has 10 exons. Gene Ontology annotation, molecular function: nucleosomal DNA binding; nuclear receptor binding.
UGGCAUUAUUUUUGCCUCCACUUGAAUCUGAGUUAGUUUACGUGUCUGUGGACGGUUCGACUUGACGCUGCAUGCUGUUACCGUGUCUGGAGGUGUUCUUUUCUUUUCAUUGAGGUGGCUAACCUAUUAGCUAGUUAGCGCUAAUGUUAGUUGAUUAGCUUUAUUAAACGUGGCACAAUUAUAAUCACAAUAAAUCCAAGGUAUGCAUAAUAAAGCAGCCCCUCAAUGAACAUGUAGUCAGCGUUUGUUUUAGAGUAGCGAACUAGAAAUUCCUUCAUUAGCUGUUGUCGGUUACUGGCUAACAUUAGCGUGAUAGCUAACUCCCAGCUAGUCCGUUUUGAGAACAAUGAAAACCAGUCAACAUUAAACUGUUGCACAAUAACAAGCAUUCCAAUACAUUCACAAUUUAAACAUUUAAGUCCGAGACGAUGUUACGCUGUCAGUAACGCUGAUUCACUAGCACAGGGGCGUAGCGUUUCUUUUGACGGAUUAGGAGGUGGGGGAUCCUAAAUUUGGGAUGGGGGAGAUGGUCACCCCAAAACCAAUUAAUCAUCACAAUUUCAGUUUCUUUAAAUGUAAUGAACACUAAAUGAAUCCUUACUUCUAACCAUGUCUUGGUGGGGUUUUGCUUGUUUAUUUUAGGGUGGCAUAUAGAACCUAUUAAAUACUAAAAGUCACCCAAAUUUAAGAUAUUAGGACACAUUCAUUAGGUCUCCUACAGAAAUGUGCUUAGACACGAAUGGACCAUAUACUCACAUAGUGGUAUUGUGAUACUGAAUUAUCUAAACCCAGACUGUAUGGAAGAGAAAUAAUAAACAACUGCUUUGACUUAUAUCCCUUACAAAUCACGUCACUGAUACUAUAAGAUGGACUAAUCAGAAUGUUGUGGCCAGUUUCCAAUCAAUUUUUUUCUUUCGUAAAACUUGAUGUUACCAAUAUUAGCUUGUUCUGAUUUCUCUUUUUAAAAACAACAACAACCUGCUUUACUAAUAUGAGCAAACUUAAACAGACCAUUACAGAAGUAAUCAAACGUUGUGAGUCACUCGUGUAAAAAAAGAAAAAUCUGUUUUAGUAGGAAUAUUUCCUGGAGAAUGUGGCUCAGGGAUACCUAAGUCCAGCUUUUGUUGCAUCCCUUUUCCAACAUGCUUGAAUUUCCUCAUUAAUGACAUUCUGAUUCCAUGAGUUAAGCAAACUGUUACACAUACUGGAAAGAGGAAGGAAUUUAUUGUAUUGGCUAGAAGAUUAAAGUUAGAACACGGUAGCUUGAAUCAUUAUUUGAAAGUAGCAGGAAAACCGAAACUUUUUUUUGUGAUUUUGUUUUACUUGAGACAGUACAGGAUAUAGCCAGAUCUAGAGAAACUCAUCCAUGUGUUUAUCUUCAGUCGCAUUGAUUAUUGCAACAGUGUCUUCACAGGUCUGUACAUCAAAUCAAUCAAACAGCUGCAGCUGAUCCAGAAUGCUGCUGCUCGCGUUCUCACUAAAACCAGGAAGAUAGAGCACAUAACACCAGAUUUAAAGUUCCUACACUGGCUCCCUGUAGCUCAAAGAAUAGACUUUAAAAUACUGUUGCUAGUUUAUAAAUCACUGAAUGGUUUGGCACCACAAAGACCUGCUGCUGUUGUAUCAACCUUCCAGACCUCCCAGGUCUUCUGGUUCUGGUCUGCUCUGCAUCCCCAGAACCAGAACCAAAUGAGAAGUGGCAUUUAGGAUCUAUGCACUACAGAUCAGGAAAAAACUUCCAGAAAACUGUAAAACAGCUGAAACACUGACUUCUUUUAAAUCUCGACUAAAAACCCACCUGUUUAGGAUUGUAUUUGAAAUGUAAUCAAUUACAAAUUUAUUGAAGGUACUUGACUUAAUGUCGUGUUUUGAUUGUUGAUUCUGUGUUGCAUUGUGUUUCUGUGUUUGUUAUGAUGUAAAGCACUUUGAAAUGCCUUGCUGCUGAAAUGUGCUACACAAAUAAAAUUUGAUUUGAUUUGAUUUUGAUUUAAUGAGGGCAUUCAGUCAUUGAUUUGUGUAUGUUGCCAAAGGGAUUCAUCUAAAGGUUGCAGGUUAGUAGUUCUUGUUGGUAACAUUUUUCCCGACCUGGCAUUGCUUUGUCUGAAAUUGCUUAAAGAAAAAAAAAAGUGCUUUGAUGUUGAAAUUUAGAGUAAUGUCUGUGUCUUAAUAACCCAGCAUAAAUGUAACUAUUUUGUGCCUUUUUUUAAAAUAAACAAAUAUCACUAUCUUAUGUCGCAUCAUCUGUGCAAUAUAAAUUGUUGUCAUGAUGUCAAACUUGCACAUUUCAGAUUCAAUGACUGGAAUUGACUGAAACCACCGUCUCGCUGCAAAAAUGUCUAAGAGACCCUCCUAUGCCCCCCCGCCUCCUCCUGCCCCAACGACUCAAAUGCCCAACACACCCGGGUUUGUGGGGUACAACCCAUACAGUCAUCUGGCCUACAACAACUACAGACUGGGAGGGAGCCAAAGCAGCAACAGUCGGGUAACGAAUUCCUCUGGAAUAAACAUCCCAAAGCCCCCAAAACCACCUGACAAGCCGCUGAUGCCCUACAUGAGAUACAGUCGGAAGGUUUGGGAUCAAGUAAAAGCCUCCAAUCCUGAUCUGAAGCUAUGGGAAAUUGGGAAGAUAAUCGGUGGAAUGUGGAGGGACCUCACUGAUGAGGAGAAACAGGAUUAUUUGAAUGACUACGAAGCAGAGAAGAUUGAGUAUAACGAGAGCAUGAAGGCCUAUCACAACUCACCAGCUUACCUGGCGUAUGUCAACGCAAAAAGCCGGGCCGAGGCCGCUCUGGAGGAGGAGAGUCGCCAGAGGCAGUCCAGACUGGACAAGGGCGAGCCUUAUAUGAGCAUCCAGCCAGCAGAGGAUCCAGACGACUACGACGACGGCUUUUCUGUGAAACACACAGCUGCUGCUCGUUUCCAGCGCAACCACCGCCUGAUCAGCGAGAUCCUGAGCGAGAGCGUCGUCCCAGAUGUGCGGUCCGUCGUCACCACCGCCCGCAUGCAGGUCCUCAAACGCCAGGUCCAGUCGCUAAUGGUGCAUCAGAGAAAAUUGGAGGCAGAGUUGCUUCAGAUUGAAGACCGCCACCAGGACAAGAAAAGAAAAUUCAUUGAAGCCACGGAGUCAUUCAACAAUGAGCUCAAAAGGUUGUGCUGCAUGAAGGUGGAAGUGGACAUGGAGAAGAUCUCUGCGGAGAUCGCUGCAGCAGAAGAGGCAGCACGUAAACGGAUGGCAGAACGCGAGAAGGAUGCAGGGGACAGAGGGGCGAGAGAGGCGCCGCCCACCUGCGUCUUGGCAGAGGAGGAAAAACAUGUUUGUGCUACGCAUGGCAAAAAGUCCCAGCAGAACUCUCACAGUGACAGCAGCAGCAAGGACGGAGAGGACGCAGAGUCGAAUACUGCAGAUCCACCAGUAAAGCAAAAAGCUUCAGAGGAGAUGGAGGCCCAUCCAGGCAGUGAGGAGGGGGCGUCAGAGGACAAGGAGAGCGUCCCAGAGGGAGCCAUGGAGGAGGGAACCAGCGACAGCAACACAGGCUCAGAAACCACCUCUGCGCAGACAGAAGACGCCACGACCAGCGAGCCAUCAGAGGGACCCGGCAAGGCCAGGGCAGCCCACUGAGCUCAGCGGCAAACAUGGUGGAAACCGCAGGGCUGCCACUCCAUCUGUUUGACUCUCUGAUUACAGAAAUUGCACAAUCUCAUCUUUGUUGUCAAAGUGUAAAAAAAAGCAGCGUUCAGACGGGCUGAUUGGUUAACAAGCCUGAGGCUGCAGCUGAGGUUAUAAACCUGAAACUUGCAGACAUUACAGUGAAUACAAUAAUAAUAUUAAUAGUAAUAAUAAUAAUAAAAGAUCUGCACUCUAAGUCGACAAAGCGAUUACCUUGUCUAAAAUCAAUGGCUGCUACAUUUUGCCACAAAAGCCCAUGUGAAGGCACUAUAUUUUCGGCUUCUUUGGAAGAGUGCACACAAGCCCUUCAUCAGCACAUAUGGAAACAUAUCUCUAGCACUAUGUCUGGCAGACAAACAAAAUUGCUCAGUGUUAUGUUUAACUUUGUUCUUUGUGUUGUAAUACCAUUGUUGCUUCUAUUGUUUUGCAUGUUGCAGGUCAAAAAAAAAAAAAAACGUUUAAGAGUGGAGCUAAGUGACCAUCUCCUUGGCAGGAGAAUAUUUGUUUACUCUGUAUCAGUAUUACAGUAACAGUAUUGUCUCAGGAGUUUGUAGUCAUUUAGUAGUAGUUACUCUUUUAUUUAUUAUCAGCAUUUUUAUUAUUCUUGUGGAUUGGGUGCUCUAGGUCCAGCUCGUCUUUAAGUAUAUAUCAUCUGAUCAUCGAUGCUGUACAAUGCUAAAGUGUUCUAAAGUUUGCUGGCUGCCAAUCAAAUCAAAAGCAGUAUGCUUAGAACAUGUGUUUGUUUUGAUCAGUAUUGCCGGUUUUUAGCAGGAAUCUUUUACAUGUCCAGUUAAUGUGUACAUGGUGUAACGAGGUUUGCUUAAACGUGAAUUUUCAUGUUGUAAAACGGUUAGAACCCUCAUUAUUAACAUGCAGUCUUAAGAUGAAUUUCAUUUUUGCAUAUUUAUACAAAUAAACUUUUCUACUCUGAAAUA